CUCCAACCAUUCAAAAGAGAUCGCCACCUCGUCCGAGUGGUUGUCACACCAGGUGGCCAUCCCCUUCAUUGUAGUAGGACGAUUCUUGAGUUUCUAGUCGUAAUAGGAGACUACAUCGUGGCUCACCGGCGUCUUUACAUUGAAAAAAAGAUUAUUCACUGCGACAUAUCUGAGGGAAACAUCGUCUCAAUAAGUCCAAAUGGGAACAAUAGCUUACACAAAAUGUUGAUUCACUUUGAUCAUUCUAUCUCACUCAAUGACGAUCUGUAA
Messenger RNA from Blumeria graminis f. sp. triticale, 270 nucleotides. The record is from the annotation of a GenBank genome assembly. NCBI's taxonomy places the organism in Eukaryota, Fungi, Ascomycota, Leotiomycetes, Helotiales, Erysiphaceae.